AAAAAAAAGAAAAAUGCAAUUAUAAAAACCCAAACCUUAGAAAACUUUGGGGAAGCUAAAUUAUGAGCGGGAAAUAGACCUUUGGGAGCAUUGAUGAAUUUGUAUAGAUUAGAAAUAAAGAUUUAUUCUAAUCCUAUUGCUAGCUUUUAGAUUUGUCAAUGGAAUGUUUAACUGUCUCAUGCUUUUCAGUUUUGGAUUUGAAUUGCUGAUUCAGUGUUUGGUAGAUAUGGUGAUGAUGUUAUCCCCCCUCCGUAUGAUCCUUAUGAAUUAUCUAAUCAAUACAAAGUUCAACUGGAAAAGUUCGCAACUUGCUAACAGAUUCUCCUCUUCCCUCGCUUUUGUGGAAAACCCAUUUGGUUCAUGUGCAAAACAUGAAGAAAAGUCUACAUUUUCCAACCCACUUAGUUUCUUACGUGAUUACAAGUUUUCAGGGAAGAAUGUUAGGAACACGGAAAUCUUGCAUGCCCAUUUGCUUAAAACUUGUGAUUUACAAUCUGAUAUCUUCUCCAUGAACACUUUGCUCGAUUGGUAUUGCAAAUCUGCUGACAUGGUUAUUGCCUACAAGCUGUUUGAUACAAUUGCUCUUCCUAAUCUUGUUUCUUGGAACAUCAUGAUAUCAGGUUGUGACCAUAAUUCAAUGUUUGAGAAGUCCCUGGAGAUGUUUCGUAGAAUGCAUUUUCGUGGUGUUGAGCCUGAUGAGUUUAGUUAUGGAAGUGUUCUUUCAGCCUGCAGUGCUCUGCAAGCACCAAUAUUUGGCAAGCAAGUUUAUGCACUUGUAACGAAGAAUGGCUUUCUUUCCAGUGGUUAUGUUCAGACUCGAUUGGUGGAUUUGUUUUCAAAAAAUUGUAACUUUAAGGAGGCUUUAAGGUUUUUCUAUGAUGCUUCGCGUGAUAAUGUGGCAUGUUGGAAUGCUAUUAUUUCCGUGGCAGUUAAAAGUGGAGAAAGCUGGGUUGCUUUGAAUCUGUUUCGCCAAAUGCACCAUGCAUCUGUAAUGCCAAAUAGUUAUACAUUUCCCAGCCUCUUAACAGCAUGUGGUGCUCUUAAAGAGUUGCAUAUUGGGAGAGGACUUCAUGGGAGGGCAAUCAAAUGUGGUGCGACAGAUGUCUUUGUGGAGACUUCUAUUGUUGAUUUCUAUGCAAAAUUUGGAUGUAUGAAUGAAGCUUUUAGACAAUUUUCCCAAAUGCAAGUUCACAAUGUGGUCUCCUGGACUGCAAUCAUUUGUGGAUUUGUGCAAGAGGAUGAUAUCAUUUUUGCACUAAAGCUUUUCAAAAAUAUGAGAGCCAUAGGGCAGGAAACAAAUAACUAUACUCUUACUAGUGUACUUUCUGCAUGUGCAAAACCCGGGAUGAUUAAGGAGGCUGGUGAAAUUCAUUCCUUGGUAUUAAAAUCAGGGUUCAAUGUGGAUCCUAAGGUUGGAACUGCUUUGAUCCAUAUGUAUGCAAAAAUAGGAGAACUUGGACUAUCCGAGUUAGCCUUUAGUGAGAUUAAAAAUAAAAAGGAUCAGUGCACAUGGGCAGCCAUGUUGUCUUCUUUUGCUCAGAACCAAAAUUCUAGAGGGGCAGUUGAGUUGUUCCUUUUAAUGUUAGGAGAAGGUGUGAAACCUGAUGAAUAUUGUAUUAGUAGUGUGUUAAGCAUUAUGAACUGCUUAUUUCUAGGAUCACAGAUAAAUGGUUACACUUUGAAGUCUGGGUUAGUUGCUGAUGUUUCUGUUGGCUGCUCACUUUUAACAAUGUAUUCAAAGUGUGGUUGUUUAGAAGAAUCUUAUAAAGUUUUUCAGCAAAUUCCAGCCAAAGACUAUGUUUCAUGGUCCUCCAUGAUUUCUGGUUUUGCAGAGCAUGGGUAUGCAUAUCGAUCUCUUCAGCUAUUUAAAGAAAUGCUAUAUCAAGAAAUUGAACCUGAUAACAUUACCUUAACCUCUACUUUAGCUGCAUGUUCUGAUCUUUGUGUCUUAAAGACUGGCAAGGAAAUUCAUGGUUAUGCUCUCCGUUUAGGAAUAGGAACAAACAUAGUUGUUGGUGGUGCACUUGUAAACAUGUAUUCAAAAUGUGGAGGCUUGAACAUAGCAAGGACAGUGUUUGAUAUGCUGCCACAAAAGGAUGCGUUUGCUCUUUCUUCCUUGGUCUCAGGUUAUGCUCAAAAGGGUCUAAUUGAAGAGUCACUUUUGUUAUUUUGUGAUAUGCGUCGAACUGAUAUGACAGUUGAUGCCUUCACAAUUUCAUCCAUUCUUGGGGGUGCUGCAGUUUUGUAUCGGCCAGACAUUGGAGCACAACUGCAUGCCUACACUGAAAAAUUGGGCUUUCGAGCAGAUGUAUCUAUUGGUAGUUCACUAGUGACAAUGUACUCAAAAUGUGGGAGUAUCGAGGAUUGUCAGAAAGCAUUUGAUGAUGUUAAGAAGCCUGAUUUGAUAGGUUGGACAUCCAUCAUAGUGAGCUAUGCUCAGCAUGGUAAGGGUGCAGAGGCUUUAGCUGCUUAUGAACUUAUGAGAAAAGAAGGAGUCCAGCCUGAUGCCGUAACUUUUGUUGGGAUUCUAUUGGCAUGUACUCAUAGUGGGCUGGUUGAAGAAGCCUUCUUUUAUCUCAAUUCGAUGUGUCAAGAUUACAACAUUAAGCCAGGUUAUCGUCAUUAUGCUUGUCUUGUUGAUCUUCUUGGUCGAUCAGGUAGACUCAGGGAGGCUGAAAGUUUCAUCAACAAGAUGCUCGUUGAGCCUGAUGCUUUAAUAUGGGGAACUUUGCUUGCUGCUUGCAAGGUCCAUGGUGAUUUUGAGCUUGGCAAGUUAGCAGCCAAAAAGAUAUUGGAAUUGGGGCCAAGCGAUGCUGGAGUUUAUGUGUCAUUUUCAAAUAUCUGUGCAGAUGUAGGACAGUGGGAAGAAGUCACAAAGAUUAGAAACUCAUUGAAGGGAAAAGGGAUGAAGAAGGAGCCUGGUUGGAGCCUUUUGUGAAAAACUAUGAAUAUAAUGUCAUGAUUGGUGACUCUUAGUAGCUACUAAUCUGAUAUGUUGAAUUCCUUACAUAAACAAAUGGUAAAAGAAUGGUGAGUUUGACAUCUGAAGACUAGACUCAUAUGUAUCAGGACAAUGAUUGUUCUGGAUGAUGCUAGAUGCACAGUUAUCUUAAGAAAUGUCAAAAUAUAUUAAUACAACCAUAAUGUCAUGAUCAAUUGCUAGUACUUUCAUAAUUCAGACGCAUAAAUAUGCAAGGAAACACAACUUGGCAUUUGUAUUGAAUUUUGUGGCCAAUUUCUACGUUAAGCGACUUUUGUACUUGGGGGCCAUAUACAUAAUGAUAAAAUUGUUGCGCAAAACUGAUAUGGUGUAAAAUUGCCUGGAGAGUUUCUAUGGUGCAUAACGCAGGUGGAAUUGCAAGGUCAGAUAGCUUCACUGAUUGGAUUUUGGGUUUAAAAUUAUCCCAUGAUUUUGGUGCUUGUUAAUAUGACAGUCAUUAAGUGACUGGUGAUUAUUGGGUGUGAUGCUAAUGGCACUAAGGAGCAUGAUGGAAACACUUUCAAGCUACCAAAAUUACCAACUACAUUAUGUUCAUAUAAAGACUUCAAUAUGGAUACUGUGGGAAAAAUUGAUCAAGAUUUGGUAAAUUUUUCAGCUGUUCCUCUGAAGAGCUACAAACCUUAACUACUAUAGGAAAAGUUUAUCAGGCCUACUUGUAACUAUUUGUCACCCCAGCAGGGCCUAUAAAAGCCUUGAUUCCUUCAUAAUGAUGCUAUGCUGGUGGGUUCUGCUGUGCAACCCAGGUAUCUCCUGCUACAUUUUGCCAGAAAUGUUGCAACUUCUAAGUUACUGCUGUUUUGGUGUGGAUGCAAAACUAAAAGAAAUAAGAGGAACACACUGUCUUUGGAGAGUUCUUAACCUGAAAAAAUCUUAAAAAAUGGCGACUAAGGCCUCUAGCAAAAUGACGCCGUUGCCAGGGAACAAUGAUUUAGUAGCCAUUUGUAUUUAGUUUAUCAUGUUUUCUGAUUUUUAGUUUGAUCAUUCUAGGUAGGAGCUGCUUAGAUUUUUCUGCUACUGUUACAUACUGUUUUUAGCUGUGUUCAUUGCCCUAUUUCUGUCACUGUGUUUGCUGUAAGUGUAUCAUCAGGUGAGAUCAGGUUCAAUACACUAAUUUGACCCUGAAAUUGAGGGGCUAGAAGGAGAAGCUGAACCAGUUUGAUUCAUAAUCCAUUGACCAAACUGUCAAGCCUGUUGAACCUGAAACAGUCGAUUGAGAGACAUGGACUGCAACGUGAGAGAACCUUGAAGGAGCUGGCAAACCAGGAUGACUACAAACCUCUGUAUAUCCAGAUUCCACAUGCUGAUGAAGGAGCUGCAAACUUUGAAUUGAAGCCAAAACUGAUCCAGCUGCUGCCAAAGUUUCAUGGCUUGGCUGAUGAGGAUCCAUACAAGCAACCUCUAAAAGAAGAAAAAAGAAAGAUCUGAUAAAACCAGUGGUGGAAGAAUAGUGCAAAUCAGCUUCAGAGUUUCAUUCCAGAUUUUAUUUUCCUUUUCAUUACCACAGAACAAUUUUCUUUCUGCAAUUUUAUUCUUAAUUCUUUGAUCUAUUUGCCGUUUCCAGUUUGCUCCCCUUGCACAUUGAUGACAAUGUGUGAUUCAAGUUUGGGGGGAGAGGUUUUA
This is a messenger RNA of Vigna radiata var. radiata (mung bean), 4621 nucleotides long. Its product is annotated as pentatricopeptide repeat-containing protein At1g74600, chloroplastic. Lineage: Eukaryota; Viridiplantae; Streptophyta; Magnoliopsida; Fabales; Fabaceae. The record is from RefSeq and is a predicted model, not a curated record. Gene Ontology annotation, biological process: RNA modification. Gene Ontology annotation, molecular function: protein binding; RNA binding. The transcript has 3 exons. The coding region runs from base 164 to 2938 and encodes 924 amino acids.